CGCCAAACCGGCGCCCUCAGUUUGCUGCCUGGACGCAAUCAGGGCCGCGGAAUCUGCAGCCCCGAGCUGCAGCGCCGCGGCGGGAAAAAUGAAGAACGAAAUUGCUGCUGUUGUCUUCUUUUUCACAAGGCUUGUUCAAAAACAUGAUAAAUUGAAAAAAGAGGCAGUUGAGAGAUUUGCUGAGAAAUUAACUCAAAUACUUCAGGAAAAAUACAAGAACCACUGGUAUCCAGAAAAACCAUCAAAAGGACAGGCCUACAGAUGCAUUCGUGUCAAUUAGUUCAGAGUUGAUCCUGAUGUCUUAAAAGCCUGUGAGAAUAGCUGCAUCUUACACAGUGACCUUGGCCUGACCAAAGAGUUCACUCUCUGGGUGGACCCAUGUGAGGUGUGUUGUCCGUAUGGAGAGAAAAACAAUGCAUUCAUUGUUGCUAGCUUUCAAAAUGAAGAUGAGAGCAAAGAUGGUAUCUCCAAGAAAGUUACCAGAGCCCUUGAUAAGGUCACCUCUGAUUAUCAUUCAGGGUCUUCUUCUUCAGAUGAAGAAAUAAGUAAGGAAGUAGAAAUGAAGCCCAGUUCACUGACUGCAACCCCAAACCCUGUGUACCAGAUUUCAGAACUGAUAUUCCCACCUCUUCCAAUGUGGCAACCUUUGCCCAGGAAAAAGCCAGGAAUGUACCGAGGAAAUGGUCAUCAGAGUCACUACCCUCCUCCUGUUCCAUUUGGUUAUCCAAAUCAGGGAAGGAAGAAUAAACCAUAUCGCUCAAUUCCAGUGACAUGGGUACCUCCUCCUGGAAUGCAUUGUGACCGGAAUCACUGGAUUAAUCCUCACAUGUUAGCACCUCACUAGCUCCUUUUGAUUCUC
This is a messenger RNA of Heterocephalus glaber (naked mole-rat), 859 nucleotides long. The record is from RefSeq and is a predicted model, not a curated record. Lineage: Eukaryota; Metazoa; Chordata; Mammalia; Rodentia; Bathyergidae.